UAAUUUGUAAAAUGGAGUCAUAGAGAUACAGUCAGCCCCAUCCAUUUGCCCUGUUCUACGGUUCAGAAUUUUCUCUCAAUAUUUUCCACGCUCCCUGUACGCCUAUAUAUAAACUUCUCUUUCUCUCACCCCUAACACUCAACAGUCCACGCUAGCUAGCUUAGCUUCUUUCAUUUAAAUUUCUGCAACGACAAUGGCGAAAAGCCUGAAGCUUCGGAUCUCUCGAGUCUUCCAGUCUUGCAUUUCCAAAGACCCCUCUACUCUCCCCCACAACCCACUCCCUCUCUUCCUCCGUCUUCCGCCCGGCGACCCCAAAGUCAACGGUGUUGACUCCCCGGCCACGCCACCCGUCCCGGCCCCACCCCGCCCCUCCAAACCCCACCACCGUCACCUCCGCAGCAGCCGCCCCUCUCUCAGAUCCGCCGUGGCCUUUAUCGGCUGCGGCCUCCGCCCCAGGUCCUCCAGACGGUGCCUCUCCGACGACGAAUCGGCGGAGUACUUCAAGUGGCAGGAGGAGGAGAAGUGGCACGUGGUCGCCAAGGUCCCCGACGGCUCACCUCCCCGCCGGAAAAUGUACAACUCCUCCGUCUCCGCCAUCUCCGACGACGACGUGCCGCCCCCGCCGCCCCCCUCGGCGGAGAAGAAGAAACGCAGGGGUAGAAGGAAGAAAGCAAAAUCCGCAUCGAGAUUAGUGUUACGGACGAGCACUUCGUCGGCCGAGAGCGGGAUCUUCAGCAGCGAAGCCGACGAGGAUCCUGAAAAUUACAACGCAGAGGAAGAAGAUGAAACGGAAACCCUCGUGUCUUCCUCCAGAAGCUUCUCCUCCGACUCGUCCUCGGAGUUCAAUCCCCACUUAGAAACCAUACGCGAAGCGCCGGUCAAUGUCGGUAGUGGGAGCGUGAGGCGCAAGACGAAGAAGGCAGUGAAGAAGAAGAAGAAGAAGAAGAAGAAGAAGACGACGAAAAGGGCGAUAAUAGAUAAGGGCAAGGGAUGGUCGUCGCCGGAGAGUGGGUCGCCGGCGAGGCUGUCGGUGUUUCAGAGGCUGAUAGCGUGCAGGGUGGAGGGGAAGGUGAAGGAGAGCUUUGCUGUGGUGAAGAGGUCGGAGGAGCCGUACGAGGACUUCAAGAGGUCCAUGAUGGACAUGAUUCUGGAGAAGCAAAUGUAUGAGCCGCAGGAUUUGGAGCAGCUCCUCCAUUGUUUCCUUUCAUUGAACUCUCAUCACCACCAUCCUUUUAUCCUUGCUGCUUUCUCUGAUAUUUGGGAGGCCCUCUUCAGCAGAUCAGCCUGUAAAAGCUCAUGAAAAAUUGGCUACAAUUGACGAAAGACAACUAAUAAUUAACUUCAGUCUCUUUUAAUGAGCACUUGUUGUAUGAUUUUUAGUUGGUAGUGUAUAUGUAUUUCGUAUUUUCAUUCCAACUUAAAUUUGAAUGGAUAGUGCACGUACAAUUGCACAUCCGAUCGAAUGAUUAGUAUAAUUCAAAAAUAAGAACUGAUCAUCAGUAGU
This is a messenger RNA of Malania oleifera, 1504 nucleotides long. Its product is annotated as transcription repressor OFP7. Gene Ontology annotation, biological process: negative regulation of DNA-templated transcription. The record is from RefSeq and is a predicted model, not a curated record. Bases 194 to 1300 code for a protein of 368 amino acids. The transcript has a single exon. Lineage: Eukaryota; Viridiplantae; Streptophyta; Magnoliopsida; Santalales; Ximeniaceae.